Brachypodium distachyon (stiff brome) is the source of this 2348-nucleotide messenger RNA. RefSeq lists its product as uncharacterized. Lineage: Eukaryota; Viridiplantae; Streptophyta; Magnoliopsida; Poales; Poaceae. The transcript has 2 exons. The record is from RefSeq and is a predicted model, not a curated record. Bases 664 to 2217 code for a protein of 517 amino acids.
GCCUAACUGUCUAUUAUAGGAGCACAAGCUUCAUCAGCAAGCUGAAAGAAAGCUUUCGCACAAGCUACAGCAGCAAUUCACAGUUGCGAGAUUUCUAAUCCAUGGAUUCUCCUCAGGAUGCCAAGUACUUGGUCGAAAUAGCACGCUAGCUGAGUAUUUCAAACUUCUCAGUACUUUGCCAAAUGCUAGUCUUAAAGUUCGUGUGCCAACUGCAAGCGGAAUGGGUAUAAUUCCUUUUUUUAAUAGGGAAAAUGGGUAUAAUUCCUUACAGGAAGAAGAGAAGAGUAAAUGGUAUGCAACUGGAGUUGAUAAACUCUGAAGCUUCACGAAAGCAGAGUGAGAUUCUUCAGGUUCUUAUUUCCAGUUGACAGCACAAGUUUCCCCCCAAACGGUACCAUGGGGAUCAUCAUCAGGUCACCAACUUGAGUUUGAAAUGUGCACUGCAUGGGAGCAUACAGGGAGAUUCUUUAGGUCCCAAUUAGUAGCAGAUAAUUUACCAACCGAGAAUCUGCUUUACCCGAAACUUUGCCGGACUCAAUCAUAUAGAGAACCAUAAUUAACGAAGUUUUAUCCACUGUCAUUGCCUUUUAUCCUCUUUAAAAGCACAUGAUACCGCUCUUAUCAUGACACCACCAGCUCAAGAUAGCUUCUUACAACACCAGGAUGGCUCAGAAUAGCUUCGUGCCUGAUGCCUGGGUUUGGAUCACCAGCCUCCCUCCAUUCUCCCAAUGGCACUCCAACAGCAUGUCCCUCUGCAUCUGCGCCACGCCAUCGGCAUCGGCGUUUUCCCCGCCGCCAUCGGUGAGCCUCUCGGCCGCCAAAGCACCUCCCUCCCACCAGCCUUCCUACCUCACCUUCUCCAUCUCCGCAAACUACCGUGAGCCAAUCUCGCUGUGGACAUCAAAACCGCUCCACCUGAAAACCAAGACACAACAAUCUCUGGACGAACAAGACAUGGUGCAGCUUUUCGUCGACAUCGUGAACCAGGUCCUGCGAUACGGACCUGAAAACAAGACCAACAACAACAAGCAGCCCUCCUUCCGGUUCCCGGGGUCGGCGCAGCGGCUUCUUCUGGAAGGCAGCUUCAACGACGCAUUCAACAUAGCUUUCCUGUCCCUGGCCUUCCUGGUCUGCAUCUACGAGGCUCCCCGUGACCUCCGCCGAGGGUGCCUGGACACGCUGAGAGCACAGCUGACGGGCUCCAAGUGCAGGGGCGCAGCGAAGACGCUCGUCAGGAUGCUUGGGGCAAACCUCGAGGAGCAAUGGAUGCAGACGAUGAACCUCGCGGUGACCAACUGGAUCGUCGAGCUCCAGCGGUCCUCGCGCCACCCGCUGAUCGGGGCGGCACCGCCGAUGUUCUCGUAUGCGGUCCAGGCAAGCGGGCUGUGGAAGGUCCAGCUCUACUGCCCGGUGAUCGCCAUGGGCAUGGAGGACCCUGCUGCAGCCGCAGCCACGCAGGACGAGCGGCUCCUCUUCUCGCUCACUUACCAGCAACUCGAAGGCGUGGUUCAGCUGGCCUACAGGACGGUCCGAAGGGAGAGCUGGGUCGACGUCGAGGUCAAGGUGGAUAACAUAAGGUGCGACGUGGAAUCUCUGGUCUCGGAGACACUCAUGGCGGAGCGAGGAUACGGGUCGGAAGAGAAGCAUUUCCCGUCCAGAAUCAUGCUACAAAUCACACCCAUGCAACAAACAGACAUACUCUCCGUCUCCCUCAGCAGGUCCUCCGACAACCCGACACACGAAUUCGGGCUCGAGAAAGGCCUCGAGGCCUCCUUCGAUCCCCCAAACACCUUCGGCCUCAAGGCGUCCGUCGCCGAGAGCCUGACGCUGGCCAUGAAGCCAUGGAAGUUCGAGCAGUCGGUGCACGGGAACACGGCCACCUUCAGCUGGUUCCUGCACGACGGCGUCAACGGCAGGGAGGUCUACUCGUCGAGGCCGUCCAAGCUCUCGCUGCUCCAGCCCAGGGCCUGGUUCAGGGACAGGUACUCGAAUGUGUGCCGCCCGUUUACGAAGCAGGGUGGGGUUGUCUUUGCGAGGGAUGAGUAUGGCGAUAGUGUCAGCUGGAAGGUCUGUGGCGCCGCGUUGGGGAAGACGAUGGAGUGGGAUGUUAGGGGGUGGAUUUGGGUUACCUACUGGCCUAACAAACAGAGGACCUCCCAUAGUGAGACCAGGUGGCUUCAGUUCAGAGAGUGCCUGCAACUUCCCCUUGCAAAUUAAUGAAUUAACCGUAAUGUAUUCAUCUCUGUACUGUUUUGAAUUAUUUACCUUGUAAAAAUAGUAAUUGUGUUUGUAUUUAUCAGAAAAAAUAUUGUUAAUUAGAUAAUAUAUGCAACAUGAUUUUUUUGUUA